Molecule: messenger RNA, 705 nt
Organism: Rotaria sp. Silwood1
Lineage: Eukaryota; Metazoa; Rotifera; Eurotatoria; Philodinida; Philodinidae
Source: the annotation of a GenBank genome assembly
AUGUCUAAAAAUAAUCUUUCAGCAAAAGAUGAAGCAUUAUUAAUACUUGAAUAUCUUGAAAGUGAACAUAUGUCAAAAACAUUUUUAAAUUUUCUUGAUGAAAGUAAACAUCUUAAUCAACUUCGUACAAAUCUUUAUAAUAAUUAUGAAAAAUCUCAACAAAUAAAUAUAAAUGAAAUUAAUGAAUUUCAAACAUUUUUUAAUUUAUCAAAACAAAUUAUUUCACAAUUAAAUAAUCAACAACAAAAUAAUGAAAUAACAUUUGUAUUAAAUAAAAAUUCAAAUGAUUUAAAUUUUAAUGAUGAUGAUGAUGAUUUUCUAAAUAAUUUAAUUAAUCAACAAAAACUACCUAUAAAUUAUUUAUCUGAUACAUCAAUAUCAUCAGUAAUUAAUAAUGAUAAUUAUAAUUCUAUAGAAGAAUUAUUUUCUAUAGAACAUAAUAUAUCAUCACAACAAAUUCUACAACCUAUAUUAGAUAUAUCAUCAUUAUCACAAGUAACAUUAACAGUACCAUAUACAAAAUAUAUAUUUGUUACACAAGAUUUUCUUCAAUCAAUAUAUAAUCAACAAUCAAUAAUAACAAAUAAUAAUAUUAAUUCUAUUCAUAAAUCAAAACGACGUAGACGAAAAUUAAAAAUUCGAAAAGAAAAUUAUUAUCAACAAAGAAAAAUUAUGCCAAAAAUAAUAUCAUCAAAUCAUCAUUAA